Ichthyophthirius multifiliis is the source of this 1730-nucleotide messenger RNA. RefSeq lists its product as hypothetical. The transcript has a single exon. The record is from RefSeq and is a predicted model, not a curated record. NCBI's taxonomy places the organism in Eukaryota, Ciliophora, Oligohymenophorea, Hymenostomatida.
AAAUAAAAAUUAAAAAUAAAAAAAAUAUAAAAAAAAUGAAUAAAAAAUUAAUUUUCUCAUUUUUAGUUUUAGCUUUAGUAGCUUUAGUAUGUGUUUCAAUGUAUAAUUCUGAUAAUUCAAAUUCUUUAUUUAAAAAAAUAAAUAAAAAAUAAUUAAAAACUAUCACUUAAAAUUAGACUAAAACUUAUAAAAAGCAUUCAACUGAAUAUAAACAUGAAGAAAGUGAUGAUGACGAUGAAUACGGUAGUGAAGAAGAUAGUGAAGAAGAAAAACACGAAGAAAGUGAUGAUGACGGUGAAUACGACAGUGAAGACGAUAGUGAAGAAGAAAAACACGAAGAAAGUGAUGAUGACGGUGAAUACGACAGUGAAGACGAUAGUGAAGAAGAAAAACACGAAGAAAGUGAUGAUGACGGUGAAUACGACAGUGAAGACGAUAGUGAAGAAGAAAAACACGAAGAAAGUGAUGAUGACGGUGAAUACGACAGUGAAGACGAUAGUGAAGAAGAAAAACACGAAGAAAGUGAUGAUGACGGUGAAUACGACAGUGAAGACGAUAGUGAAGAAGAAAAACACGAAGAAAGUGAUGAUGAUGGUGAAUACGACAGUGAAGACGAUAGUGAAGAAGAAAAACACGAAGAAAGUGAUGAUGACGGUGAAUACGACAGUGAAGACGAUAGUGAAGAAGAAAAACACGAAGAAAGUGAUGAUGACGGUGAAUACGACAGUGAAGACGAUAGUGAAGAAGAAAAACACGAAGAAAGUGAUGAUGACGGUGAAUACGACAGUGAAGACGAUAGUGAAGAAGAAAAACACGAAGAAAGUGAUGAUGACGAUGAAUACGGUAGUGAAGAAGAUAGUGAAGAAGAAAAACACGAAGAAAGUGAUGAUGACGGUGAAUACGACAGUGAAGACGAUAGUGAAGAAGAAAAACACGAAGAAAGUGAUGAUGACGGUGAAUACGACAGUGAAGACGAUAGUGAAGAAGAAAAACACGAAGAAAGUGAUGAUGACGGUGAAUACGACAGUGAAGACGAUAGUGAAGAAGAAAAACACGAAGAAAGUGAUGAUGACGGUGAAUACGACAGUGAAGACGAUAGUGAAGAAGAAAAACACGAAGAAAGUGAUGAUGACGGUGAAUACGACAGUGAAGACGAUAGUGAAGAAGAAAAACACGAAGAAAGUGAUGAUGAUGGUGAAUACGACAGUGAAGACGAUAGUGAAGAAGAAAAACACGAAGAAAGUGAUGAUGACGGUGAAUACGACAGUGAAGACGAUAGUGAAGAAGAAAAACACGAAGAAAGUGAUGAUGACGGUGAAUACGACAGUGAAGACGAUAGUGAAGAAGAAAAACACGAAGAAAGUGAUGAUGACGGUGAAUACGACAGUGAAGAUGAUAGUGAAGAAGAAAAACACGAAGAAAGUGAUGAUGACGGUGAAUACGACAGUGAAGACGAUAGUGAAGAAGAAAAACAUGAAGAAAGUGAUGAUGAUUAUGAUUAUAGUGAUGAUGAUGAUAGUGAAGACGAUAAACAUGAUAAAAAAAAAAAAAAUGUUUUAUCUAAAAAGCAUUAAGCCGGUAAAUCUAGUAAAUCUAAAAACAUUUGAAAAAAAUCAAAAUUUUCAUCUAUUAGUAACUAAUAAGUUAUUAAAAUAAUAAUUUAUUAUUUAUUUUUUGUAUUUAUUUUUUAUCAAAUUUUUUUGUUUAUUUUAACAAUUUUCUGAUAAAUU